Molecule: messenger RNA, 594 nt
Organism: Striga hermonthica
Lineage: Eukaryota; Viridiplantae; Streptophyta; Magnoliopsida; Lamiales; Orobanchaceae
Source: the annotation of a GenBank genome assembly
AUGGUCGCACCGCCGCCGCCCGCCUCGUCUACCAACAGACCUAAAAAUUAUGCCCCCGCCUUGCACGACCAAGAGUCCGAUUACCCGAUCGUGCUCAACCCGGACCCGAUUUUAUCCAAGAUAAAGCCCGAAUCAUACGGCCCGAAAUCUGAAAGCCAUGUGAAAAAGGCCACCGGCUGGGAAAUAUCGCAAUCAGACAACGAGCUCAUCGAGUUAGGUCGAGGGUUCUUCAAGAAGCUUAGGAGGAAGCUCAAGGACACGAAUUCGUUUCGUGGGCCUGAGUUUCUUGACAUGGUGACUUCAUAUCUAGAGAAUUCUGCAAAAAAAAGGGACGUUAGGGACUUAGUUGCAGAGGGCUGCAUUGUUUUAGAGGUUUGGGACGUGCUAGAAGCUUUGAUAGUCAACGGGCUUAUAAACCAUGGGUUCGCGUCGAAUUUGGGAGUUGUUGGCUCCUUAGCUGCAGAGGCAAGGCUUUGUGGUGGUUUGGCUAAUUUGGCUGAAAGGUUGAGAGACGAACACAAGGGUCACACACCUUUCACACCACAACGUUGCACGAGCAAGCUCAACCAAACCCUUGAAUUGCCAUCGGGCUGA